Messenger RNA from Tupaia belangeri chinensis (Chinese tree shrew), 1514 nucleotides. RefSeq names its product serine/threonine-protein kinase VRK2-like. Gene Ontology annotation, molecular function: ATP binding; protein kinase activity. NCBI's taxonomy places the organism in Eukaryota, Metazoa, Chordata, Mammalia, Scandentia, Tupaiidae. The record is from RefSeq and is a predicted model, not a curated record. Gene Ontology annotation, biological process: protein phosphorylation.
GAUAUAUUUAGCUUUCCCUAUAAAUAAAACAGAUAAAGAUUCAAGACAUGUAAUAAAAGUGGAAUAUCAAGAAAAUGGCCCGUUAUUUUCAGAACUUAAAUUUUAUCAGAGAGCUGCAAAAAAAAAGACUAUAUCAAAAAGUGGAUAGAACUCAAACAACUUGAUUAUUUAAGAAUUCCUCUAUGUUAUGGGUCUGCUCUGACUGAAUACAAAGGAAGAAGUUACAGAUUUAUGGUAAUGGAAAGACUAGGAAUGGGUUUGCAGAAGAUCUCAGACAAGAAUGGUACUUUUAAAAAGUCAACAGUCCUGCAGCUAGGUAUCCGAAUGGUAAGACUGACUGACUUACUUCAUAUGCUCCAAUUUGUUCAUGGUGACAUAAAAGCAGCAAAUCUACUUUUGGGUUAUGAGAACCCAGAUCGGGUUUAUCUUGCAGAUUAUGGACUUUCUUACAGAUAUUGUCCCCAUGGGAACCACAAACAGUAUCAGGAAAAUCCUAGAAAAGGCCAUAAUGGGACAAUAGAGUUUACCAGCUUGGGUGCCCACAAGGGAGUAGGCCUGUCCAGACGAAGUGACGUUGAAAUCCUUGGCUACUGCAUGCUGCGGUGGUUAUGUGGGAAACUUCCCUGGGAACAGAACCUGAAGGACCCUGCGGCUGUCCAAACUGCUAAAACAAAUCUGUUGGAUGAGCUGCCUGAAUCAGUGCUUAAAUGGGCUCCUCAUGGAAGCAGUUGCUGUGAAUUAGCCCAAUUUUUGGCAUGUGUUUGUAGUUUAGCAUAUGAUGAAAAGCCAAACUAUCAAGUGCUCAAGAAAAUUCUGAACCCAGGUGGAAUACCUUCAGGACCGUUGGCAUUUUUCACUGAAGGACAGAGCAUACCUGUGCGAACUCCAAACAGUGUAAAAGUUGAGUCACGGAAGGCUGCAACAAAGCACGUCAAUCAGAUGCAACACAGGUUAAUAGAAAAAAACGCCCACAGUGAGAGAAGCACCGAGUCCCUGGCAGCACGGAGAAAAGUGCAGGAAGAAGAGCAGCUGAUUGGAUGGGCAGAGACUGGAGCAGCUCAGGAAAGCAGCGGAAGAAGAAGACACAAAUAUCACAAGUCUCAGGAACAUCCGACUGAAGAAAACCGUUUCCCAAAUUCACUUUCUGAACCCCAUGGUGGUUUUACCAGUCCAGAUUUAUUCAACAAGUCACAGUCUUCACCUUGGUAUAUAUCUACUUCCACUAUUAAAAAGGAGGUCACAGACUUAGAAAGGUCUACAGGACUGUGGCCGUCCCAGUUUACAUUUCGUGAAGAGACAAGCACAGAUUUGUACUAUUACAGCUUGCCCAUACUUUUCCUUUUGAUAUCGGUAUAUCUUGCUUUAUAUUUUCCUCUGAAGGCAUUUCCUUUUGAUAAAGUUUCCAGCUCUUCACAGACAUGUUGCAUUCUUCUUUUAGGGUUUCUUUCCAGACAUUUUCAAGGUAAUUGGCUUAAAAAAAAAAAAAAGAAAAAGCUAUUUUAACAAAAUUUGAG